This is a messenger RNA of Linum trigynum, 1010 nucleotides long. The record is from the annotation of a GenBank genome assembly. NCBI's taxonomy places the organism in Eukaryota, Viridiplantae, Streptophyta, Magnoliopsida, Malpighiales, Linaceae.
AGUGGGACUGAAAGAGCUCAAAAGUUCACUCUUUUAGUAAAGGAAAGAGAAAUACAUCUUCGUAAUUUUUUUUUUCUUCCGAGGUUAUCUUCUGUGCUUCACCUGUUCAUCUUCUUCAUUCGGUUUCAUUGGCAUCUUGGGAGAUUAAAGAUGAGUUAUUUGGGAGUUGGAGUUAGUCCUGGCAAUGUCCCAGUCUACCAUGGCACAAGCUUGAAGGUGAUUGACAGAAGAGUGAGGCUAGCUGAGCUGGUUCUCAGAAUCUUGACUUGUGGGCUUGCUCUUCUCUGUGUUGUUCUUGUAGCUACUGAUAGCCAGACCAAGGAGUUCUUCUCCAUUCAGAAGAAAGCUAGCUACACUGACUUGAAAGCCCUUGUGUUUCUGGUGGUGGCAAAUGCAAUAGCAGCAGCAUACUCAUUUGUCCAAGUGGUGAGGUGUGUAGUGAGCAUGGUUAGAGGGAAUGUGCUGUACAACAAGCCCUUGGCUUGGCUCAUCUUCUCUGGAGACCAGGCAAUGGCAUACAUGACCGUGGCAGCACUGGCAGCUGCGAUCCAAUCGUCUGUGUUUGCAGAGACAGGACAGCCCGAGCUGCAGUGGAUGAAGACUUGCGAUAUGUAUGCAAAGUUCUGCAACCAAGUUGGAGAAGGAGUAGGGAGUGCUGUCAUAGCUUGCAUCAGCAUGGUGGGGGUUUCCUGCAUUUCAGCCUUUGGCCUCUUCAGGCUGUACAACAACAAGGGCAAGAGCGACGCCAGGUGGUAGGAUUGUGUAUCCAGCAAGUUUUUCGCCUGCUCGGAUCCAGCCCCAAAGACCUGUUCUUCUUGUAUGUGUGUGUAUGUUUUUGGUCUGCAAUGUUUCUGAAAGCUAAAUGUAGGUUUAUGUUUGGUGUUCUUGUAAUAUAGAAGGUGAAAGGUUCAAGGAAAUGGAAUAAAGUGAAGAUGUGUAUUCUUUUGUUAUUUCCAGCUUGUCUCAGGGAGGAAAUUCGACUAGCGGUCCAGUAAAUGAUUGGGCUCGGC